UUCCAAGCAAACUAUUUUUAAGGAAAAGUAAACAUCACAACUUCUCAUAUUGAAAUGAAGCUCUUCCCUUUUCUUCCAGUGUAUCUGUGAAACAGAAUGUAGAGCUCCUUGUUUUGGAAAGGGGAAAAAAAAAAAAUCUACCCUACCCCUAAUAAUUUCCACCACAGACUGAAAUCAGAAUUACUGAGCUACAGUUUCUAGAUUUCCUCACUUUAUACAGCGAGCAAUGGGCAGAGGAAUAACAACAGCAAAAUGUAAAAUUCAGAAAAACCUUUGGAAAAGACAAUAGCCAAAAUUUCAAAUAUGGAUGGAGGCAGAAGCAGGUUUUAAUUGCAUCAUUGUUAGAGAAAAAGUGCAGAAAAUCUUGUCAGGUUGCAAUUCAUUGUAGUCUUGUCUGUCACCUUUUGUUGCCAGGCUCAGAAAUGAGGUAGAUAAGAGAAGUUUUUGCAUAACAGUUGUAAAAUAUUGUCACUAACCCACCCCCACACACCCAUUUUAUUUCACACUGACAAAAGCUGAGAUGAAUGAGUUGUCUGGCCCUUCCCACUUUGUAUAGUCAUUGGCUGGCUUGGUUCUAAAAGGGAUUUUAAAAAGGGGAAUUAUGUGCCUUUGCCUAGGAUCUGAGGCUGUCAGGGUGCUGAAAAGCUGAUCUGUGACCAUGCAGAUCCCUUGGGCUGUGUGUGCUGUCUGUGUCCUGACACAAAUCACACUUCACUCUGUGCAAGGCUGGCAGAUGUUUAAAAAUGAUGCUACAGAAAUCAUUCCUGAGAUCACUGAAAAUCCAGAAACACCAAUGGAGCCGACUUUCAGCAACAACAACACCAUGAAUCAGGCAAAACACGGAGGAAGACACAUACAGCAAACUCCAGACCUCAGCGAUGCCGCCUUCAGCUGCCGGGAGGUUCGCACCACGCGGUUCCUGACGGACGGGCCGUGCCGCAGCCUGAAGCCGGUGAAGGAGCUGCUGUGCUCGGGCCAGUGCGAGCCCUCGCACCUCCUGCCCAACUCCAUCGGCCGCGGCAAGUGGUGGCGGCAGAACGCGCUGGAUUUCCGCUGCAUCCCCGCGCACAGCCGCACCCAGCGCGUCCUCAUGGCCUGUCCCCAGCAGGAAACGCGGACUUACAAAUUCCGAGCGGCCACGUCCUGCAAGUGCAAGCGCUACACUCGCUACCACAACCAGUCCGAGCUCAAGGACUUCGGCAAGGACAGCGCCCGGCCCCAGAAGAACAAGAAGCCGCAUCUGGCCAGAGCCAGGAGCGGGAAAUCCAACCAGCACGAGCUGGAAAACGCUUAUUAGGAAGGAGGUGGCUCUGGGUGGGACGAACUGGCGCUCCGGAUGUUUGUUAAACCAUCAAAAGGCACUCAGAGGUCACAGCGUGAUGUUCUGACUGCAGUAGGUUCCAAUUCCUUCUGCUAAGCUGGGUCAAAGGCUCACAUAGGCAAAAAAUCGGUCAGAUUUAGCACUUGUGGUGUGGUAAGAGAAUGAGGUAAAGGCAGCUGGAGGCACCUGUCACUACAGGACACGGAAUGACACGACAGGGACACGCGGCUCUCUCAAGGCAAAAAGAGAAUUUUUAAUUUCUGAUUCCAGCAUUUAUAGAUUUCCAAAAGUGACAGUGGAUUGGAGGGUGACAGUGCCACCUCUCCAAUGACACUGGACAAACCAACAGUCCAUCAAAUUUCUCC
Messenger RNA from Onychostruthus taczanowskii (white-rumped snowfinch), 1686 nucleotides. It is a transcript of the gene SOST, whose product is annotated as sclerostin. Lineage: Eukaryota; Metazoa; Chordata; Aves; Passeriformes; Passeridae. The transcript has 2 exons. Gene Ontology annotation, molecular function: BMP binding. Gene Ontology annotation, biological process: negative regulation of BMP signaling pathway; ossification; negative regulation of Wnt signaling pathway. The record is from RefSeq and is a predicted model, not a curated record. Bases 659 to 1297 code for a protein of 212 amino acids.